UUCAGUGCAGCGGUCAAACACUGGACCUGUCCUCUGUCCUCUUCUUCUUCUUCAGCACACACACACACACACACACACACACACACUGAUAAACUGAGUCAGACUCACAUCCAAUGGAGGCUUGAACUCACUCAGCUGAUGAUGACAUCUGAUCAUAAAAUGUGCAGAAUUCUGCUGUGGGAUGAUGGAUAGUCAACACGGAAGAACUGUUAAUAUGGCCUCGAGUGAAGCUGAUAAUUCUCCGUGUGAUGAGGAGCCUCAGCCUGGAGACCUGAUCGAGAUCUUCAGACCGGCUUAUCAGCACUGGGCUCUUUACCUGGGAGACGGGUACAUCAUCAACCUCACACCUGUCGAUGAGAGUCAAGCCGCAGCUGUGUCCAGUGUGAAGUCUGUGUUCAGCCGGAAGGCUGUGGUCCGCAUGCAGCUCCUGAAGGAGGUCGUGGGAGGAGAUUCAUACCGGAUCAAUAAUAAAUAUGAUGACAGUCACACGCCGCUGGCCGUGUCGGAGAUCAUUGAGAGAGCGCAGCUUCUCAUUGGACAGGAGGUGUCAUAUGACCUGCUGGGAAGCAACUGUGAGCACUUCGUCACUCUCCUGCGCUACGGGGAGGGAGUCUCUGAGCAGGCGUCACGGGCCAUAGGUGCCAUCAGUUUAGUGACGGCCGCAGCGAGUGCUUUCUCAGUGCUGGGACUGAUCAACACACGCUCCAGAAACAGACCCUUCUAGAGCCACUCCAGAUCCAGCUGAGCUUUUCAUUGAGUCUGAAUGUCCUCCGUACUCAGGAUUCUUUGGCUGAAAAGUUGUGUUAAAAUGAAAAAUUAACCUUUGCUGUGAUAACUUGACAUAGUAUCCAAAGAAUGGAUAUUAAAACGGUAGUAAACUAGGAUUUCGCCUGUAAAAACAUAUUUUUUACAUUUAAUAUCAAUUAUUUUUAUUUAUAGUUACAAUUUUUCCAAAGUGUGUUUUAUUAAUUUAUUGUUACAUUUUAGACCAUGUUACUAAGUUGUGUUACAAUGCAAUGCACUUUUGCUGUGACUUUAUCUGGAACUCACGUCAUAAAAUAAAAAUAUAGCUUGCCUGAAUAAAGUAAUUUUGAAAAUUU
Messenger RNA from Carassius auratus (goldfish), 1100 nucleotides. RefSeq names its product phospholipid-metabolizing enzyme A-C1-like. Gene Ontology annotation, biological process: N-acylphosphatidylethanolamine metabolic process. The record is from RefSeq and is a predicted model, not a curated record. NCBI's taxonomy places the organism in Eukaryota, Metazoa, Chordata, Actinopteri, Cypriniformes, Cyprinidae. Bases 182 to 724 code for a protein of 180 amino acids. Gene Ontology annotation, molecular function: glycerophospholipid phospholipase A1 activity; A2-type glycerophospholipase activity. The transcript is spliced from 5 exons. Gene Ontology annotation, cellular component: cytoplasm.